This is a messenger RNA of Capronia coronata CBS 617.96, 1056 nucleotides long. RefSeq lists its product as uncharacterized. The record is from RefSeq and is a predicted model, not a curated record. Lineage: Eukaryota; Fungi; Ascomycota; Eurotiomycetes; Chaetothyriales; Herpotrichiellaceae. The coding region runs from base 1 to 1056 and encodes 351 amino acids. Gene Ontology annotation, molecular function: FAD binding; D-amino-acid oxidase activity. The transcript has 5 exons.
AUGCCUCAAUCCAAGCAUAUCCUGGUCAUUGGUGCUGGUGUGAUCGGCCUACAAACGGCAAUUGCUCUACUCGAAGCUGGGCACCAUGUCAGUGUUGUCGCCAAACACUUGCCCGGUGACAUGUCCGUUGAGUACACCUCGCCAUGGGCUGCCGCCAUAUGGCGUUCAAAUGCUCUGCCUGAGGAGACGCAGAUACAGCGAUGGGAUAGCCAAAGUUACCGCAUCUGGCUCCGUCUAUGCAGCGAAAGUGGCAAAAGGGAAGACAAUAUUGCACAAGCAGUCACGGAAUUCCCAAUGAGACUUUUAUGGACCGGACCACACAAGUUUAUCCCGAACGGACCAUCCAGCAUAUGGUAUGCACGACACGUGCGGAACUUCAAUACCAUUCCUCAGACGCAACUCCCUCGGCCCUUCACUUCAGGUGCUACACAUGAUGGUAUUGCCGUCAAUACCACACCAUACCUGAUCGCCCUGGCCGACAGAGUUCAGAGCCUGGGUGGCCAUAUCUGCCAGGCGGAGCUGUCGACUCCCGCUGGACUCGGCCAUGCCAUCACUGCCGCCGAGAAUGUAUUGCAGUCACAAGAUCCCUCUCCCACUACCAGACAGCCGGUCGAUCUGGUCGUCAACGCCAGCGGCCUGGGUGCUCGUACCUUGGUGCCCGAUCUCAAUGUAUACCCCAUCCGAGGGCAGACGGUGACUGUGCGGGGCGAGGCGAAGCACAUCACAACCAUGUUCUAUCCGGACGCCAACGCAUCCAUCACCCCUCGUGCCGGAGCCGGUGUCAGCCUCUUAGGCAGCUCGUACGAGGAAGACAACUGGGACCCGAAGCCUGACGAACAGACCAUCCGAAAGAUUAUGGAGAGGUGCAAGCCCUUAGCUCCCGAGCUGCUCAACGAGCAGGGCGAAUUUGAUGUCGUGAGCGUCAAUGUCGCUUUCAGGCCCGGUCGCAAGGGCGGUCCCAGAGUGGAGCUGGAGGAAGUCAUGAGCCAAGAUGCGCACGGUCGGAUGAGGCAAAUGCCGGUUUGUCAUGCCUACGGGCAUGCUGGCGGGGGGUAA